Messenger RNA from Paramecium octaurelia, 3428 nucleotides. The record is from the annotation of a GenBank genome assembly. Lineage: Eukaryota; Ciliophora; Oligohymenophorea; Peniculida; Parameciidae.
AUGCAGAAAGAUGAACCAUUUGUGACUAAUUUUUAUAUCGAAUAAUAAAUAAAAAUAUUAAAACCACAUCCUAUAGCUAUUAAAUUAACUGCCGAUAUAUUAUAAAACUACUAUCAAUUGCAAGCAGUAACAUUUUACAUUAUCAAAUUUAUUAGAAAGAAUCCAUUAAAAACUUGCAAUCAUAAUUGCUAACCAUCUAUUAGUUUUUCUAACUUGAUCAGUUUGAAGGAUAGCAAGAAAUCAAUAACAAAAUAAACAAUUUACUUGAUGAAUUUUUAAAAAUAGAUGGAGAUUCCAUAAAAAAAAUAUCAUACAGACGCUCUGUCCCUAGAAAAUCAUUAGCAAAGUAUUUUCUUUGUUAUUUAGACUUAAAUAGAUCUUUUAAAUUGUUAUCUUUAAAAUUAAGAAUAAGUUUUGAUGUUAUCAGUAAAAUUUGGAUUAACAAAUAAACAUUUCCUAAUCAACUCAGAUGGGCUUGUCAAUGUAUUAAGAAUAUACAAAAGUACAUCUCCUUUUAGUAAAAAGUUAAUUGAGUCAAGAUGCAAAUAGAGUAGCAAAAAACCAAUCAAAAUUGUUUAUCUGCAGAAUUUGUGAAUAAUAGGUGUAGUCCAUUGAUAUGACUCAACAUUGUAUUGAGUGUGAAAAAAACGCUGAAAGCAAAAAAAAAUAUAUUGAGUUGAAUUUAGAACUAGCCAAUUUAUGUGACUAAGCAUAUUAAGAAAAAAGAAAUGUUUAAGUUAAGUUAGCCAUCAAAAAGUAAGAAUGCCUAUUAAUUUUAAGAAUGAAAGAUAAAAAUAAAUAAAGACAAUAUGCAAAUACCUAAUUUAUUUUUAGAAGAAUACAAACUCUAGAUGAUUAGGAUGAUGAAGAAGAAGAAACGGGAGAAUAUCAGUAAGAAUAAAAUAAUAUCGCGAAUAUUAUGACUUAAAUUAUUAAUUUUGCUGAAAAAACCCUCAACAAUGAGGUAGAAAUUGAGGAUACCAAAUGUAAUUAUUAUUAAAUCUUAAAUGUUUAGUGACUCUUGUAUUAUUAAAUGACUUAGUGAGUUCGACUGAAUGUAUUGAAAAUCAAGAGGCUUUAAAUAUAAUAAAUUCAACUCAUAAAUGUCUAUUAGAGAGACUAGAAUAUCAUAAGAAACAAGAGGUUUAUAAAAAUACAAAAAACCAAUAAAAGAAGGAUUAAUCCGAGGAUAAAGUCAACAAUAUAAAGAGAGCAUUUACCAAAUCUAAUUCAAUCUCAUUUAGAGUGCCUAAAUUUUAGAAUAGUCCAUCCUCCCCCUCAUAAAGAAUAUCAACUGAUCCUAUUCAAGAAGAAGAUGAUUCACCAACGCAACUCUAGAUGAAAUCCUCUUAAAAGAUUAUACCCUAAAGAAAAGGAUUUAGAAUGAAUUCAUCUAUAUUCAAAGUCAGUGAUGGAUCUGAGUCACCUAAAUCCUUAAAAAACAUAUCAAUACCAGUCAAUUAAUCUAAAUCAAGUGGUUUCCAUAUUGGUGAAUCAAAUUAAUCGAUUAAUUCCAAUAAUACAGAUAAUAAAGUGGAUAAAUUGUUGAAAAGUACUGAACUUAAAAAUGACAUAGAUCAAUAAUAAUCACCCACUUUAAAAAAGCUUUCUACAUUCAAAGCACAAGUGUAACCACUAAAUGUUGAGAAAAAAUAACCAUCACUUUAAGAAAUAAGUCCUCAAAUAGAUGCAUUAAAUCCUUCCAUCAAAGAAGGAGAUACUUCAUCUAAUCUAUCUAGCUUUGAAUCUGGAAAGUCUAAUUCAGCCUCUAAUAAUGAUGCUAAUUUAAUAGGUUCACAAAAAGCAUCGAGUAAAAAAAGAGUGAAAAAGAAGCAAACCUUUCACUCUUAAGAUAUUGAAAAAAUGUAACAAAGUCGUAUGAUUUAACAUCGAAAGAGUAGAUUCUAUGAAAAUUAGAUUUGUAAAUCUCCUCCCAUUAUGCCUGAUUAUGGAUUUGAUGAAAUUUAAAUUGAUAAGGGAUAUCAUUCUGAUUCAAAUUUAGUUAAAACUGUAGUUCCUUCACAAAAUUAAACUUCAAAAGUUGGAAUUAAAGAUUUUGAAUUCAUUAAGCCAUUAGGCAAAGGUGCCUAUGGAUGGGUAUUUCUAGUUAAAAAGAAAGGAUCUGGAGACUUAUAUGCAUUAAAAAUCAUAGAUUGUGCCUAAAGAGUAAAAUUAUUAUUUUGAAUUAGAAUUUAGAGGCAUUUCUUGAACAAUUAAAGGCAGAAAGAAAUAUCUUUGAAAUUCUAAAUAGUAAUUUUGUAGUCAAAGCAUAUUUCUCUUUUGUGCAUGAACAAUAUUUAUGUUUUGUUUAGGAAUACAUGAUGGGUGGAGACUUAGCAAGUAUUCUGAAAACAUACACAGUAUAUUGUCCCUAUUAUACUUAGGCUCUAGAUGAGUUUUAUGUUCGUCAUUACAUGGCAGAAAUAAUCUUGGCCUUGGAUUAUUUAAGACAAUAGAACAUAGUUCAUAGAGAUUUAAAACCAGAGAACAUUCUUUUAGAUAGUCAAGGACAUGCCAAACUCGCUGAUUUUGGUCUCUCAGAACAUGGUGUCAAUAGUAGAUUAAAAUUAAAGGACAGUAUGAAUUCUUUCAAUACCAUUGAAAUACCAACAUGUGUGGAAUAAAUGAUUGAUCAGGAAGGCUAUCAAACCGUAUACAAAUAAUUGAAAAAGGUGGAAUCCAUUUUGGUAGAUAAAUAAGGCAGUAAAACUAAAAAGUAAAUUGAUUUUGACAUUUAGAAUUGUUGGAACUCCUGAUUAUAUUGCUCCUGAAAUAAUCCUAGGGACUUCUGCCAGUAAUUUCAGUUGCGAUUAUUGGAGUUUGGGAAUUAUUAUGUAUGAAUUGUUGUGUGGAAUUGCUCCAUUUAAUGAUUUUACUGUAGAUAAAAUAUUUGAUAACAUACUUAAUAUGAGAAUUGAAUGGCCUUCAAUUGGUGAUGGAGAAGAUUGCAUAUCUGAAUAGGCUUAUGAUCUGAUAAUCAAAUUAUUAGAACCAGAUUAUAACAAUCGUUUAGGACAUAGAUCCAUCGAGGAGAUUAAAAACCAUCCUUUUUUUAGAGGUAUUUUACGCAUAAUCCAAAGAAAUUUCCUGGAAUACAUUGCUAAGUAAGCCGGGCUUGAUUGUUCCUGAAUUGAAUUGUGAAUAGAAGGAUACAGAGAAAAUGCAACAAUUCUUAAAAAAAUUGGAAAAAUCAAAUAAAGACAAUGAGAACAAGAAGUUAACAUAACAAUUGAAGGCACAAUUAUAAAGCUUAGAACGAAUUGAUCUACUGAAAUAGAGAAGCAUUUAAGAAUCAGAGAAAUAUUUGUAUUUAAUAACUAUUAAUUAGAUCACAAGUCAAACUUGAAUAAUAGAAAAUAAGAAAAUAGAUUGAUUCUCUAACACAAUUUUAUGCUAAAAUAUACUAAACUUAUUCGAAGAUGUAGUGA